Molecule: messenger RNA, 993 nt
Organism: Peniophora sp. CBMAI 1063
Lineage: Eukaryota; Fungi; Basidiomycota; Agaricomycetes; Russulales; Peniophoraceae
Source: the annotation of a GenBank genome assembly
AUGUCAACCUCCUGCGAAAGCGAUGCGCCUUGGGCGCUCUCAAACGCCGAUCUCUUGCUCCGUUCCUGCGAUGGACAGUACUUCCCGGUUGACAGACUGGUCCUCGCGAGGCACUUUCAGGCGUUUGAAGACAUGUUCGAGUCUGGCUCUGAGAUCGGCACUGGCGAGGAGCAGGAGACGAGAGACGGUCGUAUCGUUGUCGACCUUGCGGAACACUCGGUUGUUCUGAGAAAUCUACUUCAUCUGAUAUACUGCAUGGGAACCCCAACCGCGGAUUUGAACAGCGUCGCCCUCUUUGAUCUGAGUGUCGUGUUGGACAAGUACUGCGUCAAGUCAUAUCCUCGCGUCGUCCUCGACAGGCUUCUGAACCUCGCCGACGAGGAGCCUGAACUCUCCUACAUUCGCGCCUGCCGUCUUAGAUUGGACGAAAUGGCACGCAGAGCCGCAUCAGCCAGUCUACGAGUUUCAAGGCUGUUCGCAAAGAUACCAAUCUUGGAGCUCAACAUCACUGCUCAGCAGUACCACGUCUUGACUUCAUAUCGAGCGGAUUGCCAUCAGGCGGCCGUUAGCGCUGUAAAGGAUCUCGAGUGGAUGGCUCAACUCCUACCAGCACCACCAGGACUCGACUAUGACCGUCGUUGUGACACGUGUUACAAGGCCGGUCCGCGCGCAUGGAUUAGUCCGAACCCCGCGCCAGAUCUGAAUCUGAGCCCUGCAAGUCGCAAAGUCUUGCUCAAACCCAGGCCACUGUACGUCUCCGCUUGGCUCAGUCGAUACUUGGAACUCGUGGAAGCGGCUUUGGCGAGGGACACGAGGGGUGCCGUUGCCAGAGAUCAACAACACAUCAACGCUAUCUUCAGCGCAGAGAGUUCAGUCUGUUGCAAUGCUUGCAGAACAGCCGCGCACGCCCUUUCCAUGGUCGACUUUGCGGGGGGACUGGCGCAGGAGGUUGAGAGCAGGGUCUCGACGGUGCAGUUCUGCGCAAUACUCUGA